GUCAGUCAGUUGGGCUUGCGACUCGAGUCUUGGCGAUAGGGCGAGCGGGAGGCGAUUUAACGAAGCUCGGAUUGAUCGGCGUCAUAAAGUGCUUGUGUGAAUAAUCUCCUCGUGUCCAGGAUGGGAGCCGGCGGCCGUUCGGCAUCGUCGUAAUCGGCGGCGACUUGAAUUUGAUCGACGUUGUACAAAGGUGAAAUAUAAAGGCGAGGAAUAGUGCGAGGAGGAUUACAGGGAUUCGGGAAGAGAAUACCUGGAGUAGUGAAUCGUGUGCGGUGAGACGAUGCUUACGCGGUGCGUGACUACUGUGCGACGGGACUGCUACGACGGCGGCGAAAUGCGAGAGGCGACAAGGCCCAGGAGGACACCGGCCUACGAUGGGACGGCUGUUGCCCGACGGGCGAGGCCCCUCGUGCUCGUAUUGUUAGUGUUACUCCUGCGCGGAACGCUAGGCGAAGCCUUGAAAUUGAGACACUCGAGACACCUCGACUCACAGGAUCAGCUGCUGCCCUAUAACGAGGAUGAAAUUGUCAGGCCAUGCUUUUUGUUCCAGGCACAGUCCUCAGACAAUCAUAAUCACAAACCAGUAUUUUCAAAAUGUGCAACCUACGCGCCUGUUAUCAAGGAGGAGGAACCAGCCGGUACGGAGGUCAUCAGAGUUCACGCCGAGGACAGGGACCCCCUUGAUUCUGGAGGAACAAUCGUCUAUACAUUCCUUUUCGCACCCGGCGAGAGGUUGAAAUUUCAAAUCAACAAUGAGACUGGGUUGAUAAAAACUACUCAAAUACUGGACCGAGAUGAGCCGGCUCGAGAAAAGGAAGUUUACCUUACGAUUUUGGCUAAGGAUAAUGGUAGGCCGCAACUCGACGAUGUCUGUACGUUCAAAGUCACCAUAUCGGACGUUAACGACAAUUCGCCUGUAUUCGACAAAGUGGCGUACACGGAGUCGGUACCUCAAGAUCUGCCCCUUGGAAGAGAAGUCAUGAGAGUUUCGGCGACUGAUAUCGACGAUGGUAACAAUUCCGUGGUUCGUUACAGUUUGACCUCUAAGAUAGCCGAGGAUGAAAUGUAUUUCCGAAUCGAUAGAAACACUGGUAUUAUAUUUCUCAACAAAACGAUCGACAGACAACCUGACUACAGAUUUAACCUGAUCGCUAAAGCCGUAGAUCAAGGAGAGAUUCCGCAGUCCAGUUACAUAGAGUUGGAAAUAAGGGUUGUUGAAUCUCAUAAAAAAGCACCUGCUUUUCUAAACAGAACGUCAGAACCUUUGAAGCUGAACGAAAGCCUCAACGAUUUUAGUCUCAGUCUUGUUAGGCUACAAGCAGUUUCAAAUAUCGAUGGAGACUCCGAAGUAGUUUUUCGACUAGUUAAUGGCCGAACCGAGCAGACUAACAAGGAAAAUACUUUCAGACUCGAUCAAUCUGGUAAAGAUGUAGCUGAUAUAAAACUGGCUAAGCAUCUUGACUUUGAGAGCAAUACAGAUUAUACCCUGAUAGUUCGUGUCUCAAACAAAGAAUUACUGGCUGCUGAGACUUCUAUUAACAUUGAAGUUCUUGAUGUCAAUGACAACAUACCGAUAUUUCGUGACAUAAAAGAGGGUAGUGUGUUGGAAAAUGAACCACCAGGAGCUCCAGUGAUGCAAAUUCGAGCUAUAGACGCGGAUGGCACCUCCGCUAAUAAUCAGGUCUCCUAUGAAUUGGAGAACUACAAGAAUCUUUUUACUAUUGAUAAACGAACCGGUAACCUGACAACGCUCAUGACUUUUGAUAGAGAGAAAACUGCGGCAUAUACCGUAAAGGUAGUUGCGGUAGAUAACUCACCUAGCGCCCUUUACCAGAAUGGUGAACCUAACAAGGGUCGACAAGUGUUCACUGUCACAAUCGCUGACAAAAAUGACAAUCCGCCACACUUUACUCAACCAGUGUACACAGCUAAUUCCAUACCGGAAAAUGCAAACAUCAAUCAACUUGUGACCGAAGUCAAAGCCAUUGAUCGAGAUACGGCUAGUCUCGUUACGUACAGUAUUAUAUCAGGAAAUACUGGAAACGGUUUUGACAUUGAGCCUAACACAGGAAAGAUUCGGGUCAAGAAUCAACUCGACUACGAAACUAUUACAGAAUAUAAUUUAACCAUUCGAGCUUUUGACGGCCUAUUUAACGACACUGCCUACGUCAAGAUUUUCAUCGAUAAUGUAAACGACAAUCCACCUGUUUUCGAAGAUUUCGAGAAAAAUCUUACUAUCCAGGAGGAAAGCUUAGUCGAAGGGUGUAUAACCAUUGUGUCAGCCUACGAUCCCGAUAUUAAAGAUAGGACUGCCGACCAGCAUAUUGCUUAUUUCAUAGCCAACGAACAGCAUAAGCCUUUCCUAACCAUAGACAAAUCGGGAUGUCUGAAGUUGAAAAGAACCCUCGACCGGGACCCGCCGGAUGGAUAUGAGACUUGGGCGGUUCUGGUCAUGGCACGGGAUGAGGAUGGUGGGCCAACUGCUUUGCGAGCCACUGAGACGAUUAAUAUUAAAUUGGAGGAUGUAAAUGACAAUGCACCUUUCUUGGAUAUGGUUCAACCAGUGGUAUGGUAUGAAAGAGAGAAACCCGGGAAAAUAAUUGAACUGCAGGCAAAGGACUGGGAUUCGGAUAAAAAUGGCCCCCCUUUCAAAUUCAAGAUCGAUGCGAUUGCUGACGAUGAGAUAAAAUCAAAAUUUUCGAUAAAAGACUCGAGUCUUUACGCCAAAGUCGAAUUUAACAGGGAAGAACGUAAAACCUAUGAUAUUCCAAUAGCUAUCACUGACAGUGGCUCACCACCGCAAACUAAUACAUCCAUAUUAAAUGUCAUCAUUGGAGAUGUCAAUGACAAUGCAAUGAAAGAAGGUUCUAGUAGCAUUUUUGUGUACAAUUAUAAGGGGGAAGCACCAGAUACAGAGAUUGGGAGAGUAUACGUCGAUGAUCCGGACGACUGGGAUUUGCCUGACAAGUAUUUCACGUGGGAUUCUAGCCACGAAAAUUUUUUACUCGAUCCUCACACUGGUAUGAUAACAAUGCUGCAUGGAACGCGAAAUGACACGUAUGUCCUGAAGUUUAUCGUCACUGAAGAAAGUAAACUGGUAGAACAUCACAAGGUCAAUGCCUACGUGAAUGUAACGAUUAAAGAAAUACCAGAAGAAGCUGUGAUUAAGUCAGGAUCGAUACGGUUCUCAGGUAUCACUGCGGAAGAAUUUGUCGCACCGGGAGCAUCAGGUGUAAGCAAGAAAGAAAUUUUCCAAGUACAGGUUGCAGCUAUGCUAGAAACUGAGGUUGAAAACGUGGACGUAUUUACAGUGUUACAUUCGCCACAUAAUAACAAUAAAAGUCUCUUAGAUGUUAGAUUCUCAGCUCACGGAAGUCCCUACUAUGCACCUGAAAAAUUGAACACAAUUGCUACUCUCCAUAUUUCGAAGAUAGAAAGUGAAUUGAAUACCAGUAUAUUGCUUAUAAACAUUGACGAAUGUUUGUUUGAAAAACUCCACUGCAACAACUCUUGCCGUAGUAUAUUGAACAUCAGUUCCAAUCCGUAUGCAGUUUACACAAAUACAACAUCGUUUGUUGGCGUUAGAGCAGUGGUUGACGCUCAAUGUAUUUGCCACGUUGCUGAGCCAAAUAUCAAUUGUUUGAAUGGUGGGACUCCUUUGGUGUCAUCUUUGGUUACGAAGUGCGAAUGUCCUCCAGGUUUUGAAGGCCCAAGAUGCGAGCUAUUAGCAAUUGGUUUUAACGGUGACGGAUGGGCUAUUAUGCCCCCUCCUGGCCAAGCCUGUGACGAUUCACAUCUAGGACUGGAAAUUGCACCUCAAGUUGAGAAUGGGCUCGUGUUUUACUUUGGUCCGAUGAGCUACAUCCCUAUUUUGGAUAUCCAAGAUUUCAUGUCUUUAGAGAUACAGGAAGGUCAUGCUGUUCUGCUAGUUGACUAUGGUUCUGGGACGAUAAGGCUGGAACAAAACAAGAUUGAAUUGAUGGACGGGAAGAGUCAUAGAAUCGACGUUUAUUGGACUAAGACUACGAUAGAAAUGAAAGUUGACAACUGCCAAAUGUCUUCCUGCAUGAAAUUGACAGUACCACAGGGACCGAAUGAAUUUCUCAAUGUCAACAGUCCCCUACAAAUUGGGGGUUCUCCAACGAACCUUGUUCAUCUUGCAAGUCAGUUUAAUUGGGAUCACAAGCCGACAAGUAAAGGAUUUACUGGAUGCAUACGCAAUAUGACUAUAAAUGGAAAUACAUACAAUUUAGGAAUGCCAGAAUAUUUCAAGAACACAGACUCUGGUUGCAAUCAUGGAAUGGCAAAAGCUGUCACAUUUGGAAUUGACACUAACUUUUUAGUCGCCAUUCUAGUCUGUGUGGCAAUCCUACUGAUCUUAUUGUUAGCUGUAGUGGUGCACAGAAGAAAGACGGACGACUUGUACAAAGACAUGGACGAUAUUAGAGAGAAUAUCAUUAAUUACGAAGACGAAGGAGGCGGUGAAGUCGAUACGGGAUACGACUUGAACGUUCUCCGCGCCAUGUACGAUGCCCCACCCAUAGAUUCAAAAAUGGCACCUGUCGGACUCGAAGGAAGAGCCCCAGAUACUGGUGAUGAAGUACCCGAUAUUUGUGGGUUCUUAGACGGCAAAAAAGAGAGCUGUGACAAAGAUCCUGAAACGAACGCAUUUGAUGAUGUCAGGCAUUAUGCGUACGAAGGCAAGGGUAAUUCCGAAGGAUCUCUGUCGUCUCUUGCUUCCUGUACUGACGACGGUGACUUGAAGUUUAAUCAUUUGUCGAACUUUGGUCAAAAGUUUUGGAAAUUGGCUGACAUGUAUGGGGAGGAGCCAAGCGACGAAGACAGUGACGGCGUUGGGGAACGGGAGAGCGAAAGCUGGUGUUAAUUAAAAAGACUUCUUUAACUAUAAACAGUUUAGAGAUAUUCCUGAUAUAGACAUUUCCCGAAAUAUUUACAAAGUUGAGGAGGAGGAAACGCCACGUUACAACACUACUGUACUUAAAAGCAUAGGUGAAGGACUUGUGGCUUGGUGAAGCGACGAUUUCGGUUUGUAUUCAGUUUCAGAACUUUAUGCAACACCAAAGAAGUAGAACUACAUUAUAACUAACAAGAUAUACAAUACGUGAAAAAGACUUGAAUGAAGAGACUAUCAUUCCGCGCAGUGUUGAAGUGAAUGCGUUAUUUCAUGUAAUGCGCCAGGCCUGGACUUUUGUGAACUGGAAUCAUUUAGUAUUUAUUUGAAAUCAGUCUGUUGAUGAUUAUCUUGAUAAACUCCGAAGUAGGUUGGACUUUCUCAAGAUCAAACGUAACUUUUGUAACACGCUCAAUUAUUUAGACAUACGCGAAAUAUUGAUGCCUAAAGAGCCUAAUGUUUUAAGUGAACGAAAUUAUUUAAAAUUCAUAUAACUGAUUAUCGAAUUAUUACAAAUACAACUGUACCAGUGCAGGCCCUCGUUAUUCAUUAAUAAACGGUGUCAUGUAAUAUAUUAUAAUACUAUGAUAUAAAAAUGCAGAGGGUAAGAGAGUGGAAGCUAUAAAAUACGAUGUGAAAGGGCUUAAAGAAAUUAUAGCUAUUGAAAGUAAAUAUUUUUUAUUUGUUUAUUAACUAGUAAUUAGUAAGUACAGAAGGAAAAGAGGUAUUACUUAUUUUGUUUACAUUUUUUUUUUAAGAAAGCUAUCAGACUGACUUAGAACUCGUUGACUUUGGGAAAACAUAGAUGCCAAUAUGUAUAACUAGCAUUUCUAUUAAUCCAGAAUGUUAAAUUCGUUCUUGACGCGAGUUUUUAACGGAUUUGUUGACGUAUUUUAAAAUGCUUACUAUUAUUUUAAUUAUGGUUCACAUUUUGGGUUAAUAGGCACACCAGCAAUAUACACAUUGGUAUAAAGUUUUAUUACCUACAUUAACGACCGUAUUUUCCUGAUAUUUCCAUCAAAAAUUCUCACAGCAUCAAUUAUAUGAACAUUGAGUACCGGGAAAAACGAUUGAAACAAAGUAAUUGAAUAUUAUUCUUUUAGAUCCGUAGGCGAUACACAGUUAUGAUAAAGUUCUAAUUAUUGUAUAAUUGUUUUAGUUGAAAAUUUUCCAAGCCAAUUUUUUUUACAUAUAUAAUAAACUAUAUUAUAUGUAUAUCGGCAUACACGAGAUACACUACAUACUACAUAUUACAUGCAUAUAUUUAAUUUAUAUAUUUUAAUAUUCGGAUAGAAAAGUGAGAAUAUAAGAGAAACAGGGCGAGGAAGUGCGAAUUGCGUGAGAUAACAUUGUAAAAUGUAUUCUUUUGAUCAUAACCAUUUAAUCGCACGCGAGGUCAAGCAACUCAAAAUAAACAAUUAUUGUAGAAUGUAAUUCUUUUAGUACAUGUAUUUUUUUUUUUUACAUAUAUACACACACACACACACAUACAUAUAUAUAUAUAUACAAUAUCGAUCUAUCCGUCUCCAAGCAUUUCGUACAAUAUAAUUAUAGUUAACGGCAGUCAACGUCAAAUAAAUAGUUCUGCUUUUCAGCCUAUCGAUAAGCUGAACUUAUAGUUAUAGUAAGACCGUAAAAUGCCAUAGCACCAUCCUUUAUCAUUCAUGACUACCAUGAUGAUUUAUUAGUAUUAGUAAAUCGCAUUUCAAAAUCAAUUCCCACCAUUCAUCGACCAUUAGUUAAUAGCACGUAUUUUAUAUUAAAAGUGAAAAAUAUUCAAAAAAAUGUCAGCGACUGAAAAUUGCGUAUUAAAAAAACAAAAAAACUAACUUGUAAAAUUCGAUCAUUAGUAUAAAUAUAUUAAUUAUUUGUAAGCUUUUUACGAUUGAACAGCUGUGACAUAAUAAAUACUGUUCGUGCACUAAUAAAAAAAGGUGCUCCUGACGAGAAGAACAAUAGACAAGAUCACGGUAUAGGUUGAAAAAGAUUAAAAAAAAAAUCAAUAAACAAAUAAAUAUACAGAAAGUUUCACAGAAAAAUUGUGCAAAACUUGUUUUUUUGAAUAUCGGGUGAAUAUUGCCAUAUCUAGAAAUCUGGUUUGACUUCCAAGUUGAAUCACUGUUUACCCAAUUGAGACAGGAUUUAGAUGAACUAUGCCGAAGUGUACAUGUGACAUAUCUUAUACUGAAGGGUGUAAGGGAACGCCCAACAUACACGCUUUAUUUUCAGCAUUUGAUUGAUUGAUUGAAGGGCAGAAUUUUAGAGUAACCGGAUCAGUUCUACUUCGUAAGUUUGGAAAUACCCACCUUGUCUGUAAUAAUGAUUCAACAAAUGAUAACGCAAAAAUUUCUUCAGAUAAUUCUCGCAAAUCCGGGACGUAUACAAAGUAAUUUACCUACAAGAUCGUGAAGACUGUAUAUUAACCGUUGUUAUAUACAGGAGAUAAAUGGUUUCAAGUAUUCCGAUUAGAAGCACCUUUUUACAAAAUUUAAAUUAUGAACAGUUUAGUUGUAAGUGUCGCAGUAUAGGUAAAAGCACAUGAUCUCAAAAUUGAAGAACGGAUGUCGCUUGCCAUACACGAUGAAACUAUUAAUCAUUGCAGUGGCUUUACGAAGCGCUAUAGUAUAAUUGCGAAAUUGUUAUACUAGUGUUUGUACGUAAUGGUAAGGGUCGAAAGUAACGAACAAGAAAAAACUCAACUGAUGAGAGUUGCAAAGAAGCGAGACACAAAGUUUGUCUACAAUUAACUUCUUUUUUUUUAACUUCCGAAUCAAGUUGGUAGAUUCAAAGAUGCGCUGACGGUCCGAACAUAACGUUUCAGAUUGAAAAAGGUAAUAACUAAAAGAAUUGACAUCAAUGUACUGCAGUCUCUAAUUAAUCGAGAAAACCGUGUAUUACUGAAUUUGACUAACAAUGAAUGUGUUGGCAAAUCGUUGAAUGUUGUUGACAGCUGUUAUGUAAAGAGCUGCCUUCUAGUUUACAGAAUUUCUGAAGCAUUCAUCUAUAUUUGGAACGCGAGCGUAAUCAUUACAGAAUCUAUUCGACUGAUAAUACACAUCAAUUCAUCUAUUGUAUGCUAAAUUAUCUGUUAUUGACGCGCGAAUUGCGUAGUAAUUAAGAGUGAACGAUAUACACAUAUAAAAAUAGGGUAUAUGUAAGAAAACGCGAAAUAAAACUGCCUACAAAAAAAAAUAAAAUAAAAAAAUAUUGGUACGAUAAUAUGAACCACAACGUUUUAAUUUCUUUAAUGGAUAAGAAGAGUUAUAUACAUAUAUAUAUAUAUAUAUAUAUAUUCGUUUUUUGAUUAUCAACGAACAAAUUCACUAUUUUCACUCGACGUACAUCAUGUUGUAUGUACAUACAUACAUAACUGCGAUUUUCCGCAUCCUUGCAGUACACAGUCGUUUUUCAUCACCCUCCUCAUAGCAGCAAUUAAUAAUCAUGUGGGAUUUGGAUCAACCUCUAGCUUAGAGAUGACCGUUAAUCUUAAUCGACAACGCAGGUCCGAUUUAAUCACGAUUUCAUCCCACAAUGUAUACUUGUGUAAAAUUUUUUACUUCCUAAUUUCCAAUUUAUAUAAACUAUUAUACCUUUAUACACCCAAUCGUGUAUUGUAUGUGUACAUAUUAAAGUAAUAAUAAAAAAAUAAAUGAAAUCGAAAUGCUUAUA
Molecule: messenger RNA, 8581 nt
Organism: Neodiprion virginianus
Lineage: Eukaryota; Metazoa; Arthropoda; Insecta; Hymenoptera; Diprionidae
Gene: shg
Product: DE-cadherin
Exons: 15
Coding region: 281-4885 (1534 amino acids)
Biological process (GO): homophilic cell-cell adhesion; calcium-dependent cell-cell adhesion; multicellular organism development
Cellular component (GO): catenin complex; adherens junction; plasma membrane
Molecular function (GO): cadherin binding; calcium ion binding
Source: RefSeq, a predicted model, not a curated record